UAUUUGAGAUCUCCAACAUGGCUGACGUUUACACAAAGGGGAAACAGUUUCGAGUGUGCCACAUUUUUGGUGAGUUUAUUGCUUGGCAAAGGAUACAAUGCCUAUGUUGUAAGUGGCUAUGCUUCGAGGGAGCAGGUCAAAUGUGAUUUAACCAAAAGGCCAUGUCCUCACUUACCAAAAGAAGAGGAACUACCCAUAACGACAGGCUCGAAGGACCCAGCGAAAUAUCAGCUAAAACAACCUCCGGAAUUCAGAAGUCAAUUUUUGCUCGAGAUGGAGGCCAAAAAAGAAAAAGCUAAGGCUGACGAACUUCAAAAACAGGAAGACGAGCAGCAGAGGAUGAUAAAGGAAUUUGAAAAGCCUCCUCCUGACGAGUGUCAUGGAUUCCGAAUACACUCAUGGGUCGUUGUCCUGCCAGAUUAUAGUGGACCUCGAGGUCAAGAAAUUCUUGCACCUUUCUUCAUCGAACCUUCAUCUGGAGUUUCGUGUUCACCGACUGACCUGGAAGCCAAUCUUCUUUACCUGGGAGUUGAGAGUAUUUGGAAUGACCGAAAUUACUGGGUCAAUAUACAAUCAUGUAGUGAGGGGUGUGCAGGAAUAAAUUGGGAUUUAACAAAAAAUAAAUUUUGGGAACAUCUGCUUCCUGGUGAACCUUGGACGAUGAGAGGGGUCGACGAUACUGAAGAAGAGGAAAUUGAAAUCCAACGGGAGAAACAUCUUGAUAUGCCGGGAUCUUAUGUUGAUAAGAUUGAGAUUCAUAGUCUAGAUUUUGAGAGACGAUAUCCAAAUGGGAAAAAGACAACCUUUUAUAAAAAAGCUAAAGUGGAACAAAUUGCUCCGUAUUUUAACAUAAGUGGAUUAAUUGAGCGAGUCACUCUUUAUGAUGAUUACGAAUACACAAUCCCUAUAAAAGUUUAUGAAAAAUUUAUAAACAGAGGGGACAAUUUAUUCAAGUCCACGAAAGAAAUGAAUUCGAAACUAGUUACCGAUUUCUAUAACAGAGGACGUCCUGAUGCCUGCAAAGAACAUCAUUAUUAUUCUAAAUUGCCUGAUAGAGUUGAUGAUGAAAGGAUAAUCGAAUAUUACGAUGCAGUGCGUCUAGAUGGCCUUUCUAAAAUAAAAAUGCAUCGAAAUUAUCUCUUCCAGGAUUAUAAGAAUCGAGACGAUUUUCUCUUUAAUCGAGAAGUUCACUUUACGACAGACAAGGGACGAAAAGAUGAAAAUGAUAUUCACUAUCGUGAAAUUGUGAAAAUAAUAGAAAGGUACCAUAGAAAUGAAAAAAUUCCAGCUUCUCAAAACAUUGCAGUUAAAGAAUUUGCAAUUGUUGAUAAUGAAAUUCGACUAAAAUAUCAUUACGAUAAGGGAAAUUACACCAGAGCUACUCGAACAUUUGUCAAACCUUCCAUGGCUGACCGAGGUGAACGUCUUGUCUUCAAUCCGGAAAUGGUUUUUGAAUACAAUCCAGAUCCGAUGGCUCCUCCAGAAAAGACCUUGAUUCUUUUUUACGAUCUAAAAAAGCAGCUUGAAGAUGAACAACAAAGUACCUUUCAUGUUAGAGACGCAGAGUUGGAAAUUAAUAGAUUCAUUCAAACCAAAAACGAGGAGCAUAUGAUGCCAAAACUUUCAGUCUCAGUUUUUGAUAGAAACAGGAACGAAAAAGCUAGAGCUGAAAUUCUGGAACAGGAGGAAACGCUACGAGCUGAAAGUCAACGAGACACAGAAGUGACUGUAGAUCUUCUUGCUCCUUAUAUAGAAAGUCUAGGAAAUCCAUCCACUCUUACGAAGGAACAGGCAUUUAAAAUUAAUGAGCAAUUCCUCAAUGAUUUCAAACAGUCACAAGUUGAUCGAGCAAAUUAUAUGCUACGAAUGUUGAACCACGGAAAUCAAGAGCUACAGAAGUUGCAGGCAAACUUGAUUCAGACCGAUGGUUUACAAGUCGAAGAGAAGGAAAAAUUAAGGAUUCGUCUUAAUGAAAUGAAUAUAUAUCUUCACACCUUGGAGGAAAGAUUGAACAGACAUCGAGAUCUCGUUCCAGAAAGAUAUCGCCAAACGGUGAACGUUUUGCGAGAAGAUCCUCGGAUGGCCAUUUUACGAGAAUAUCACGCCUAUAAUUAAUAAAUUAUUAAAUAAAUGAGUGAACUAUUUUGAUUGAAAAUUACCUUUAUUAAAAGAAAUGUAUGUUUUUUUGUGUGUAA
Belonocnema kinseyi is the source of this 2195-nucleotide messenger RNA. RefSeq names its product dynein regulatory complex subunit 7-like. Lineage: Eukaryota; Metazoa; Arthropoda; Insecta; Hymenoptera; Cynipidae. The transcript is spliced from 9 exons. Gene Ontology annotation, cellular component: motile cilium. Bases 274 to 2115 code for a protein of 613 amino acids. The record is from RefSeq and is a predicted model, not a curated record. Gene Ontology annotation, biological process: flagellated sperm motility.